This is a messenger RNA of Andrographis paniculata, 1777 nucleotides long. Its product is annotated as 5-formyltetrahydrofolate cyclo-ligase-like protein COG0212. The coding region runs from base 13 to 1107 and encodes 364 amino acids. Gene Ontology annotation, cellular component: cytoplasm. The record is from RefSeq and is a predicted model, not a curated record. The transcript has 6 exons. Lineage: Eukaryota; Viridiplantae; Streptophyta; Magnoliopsida; Lamiales; Acanthaceae.
GGAGCUUUUUCAAUGGAGGUGCAGUUGCUGAAGCUUUCCUCAAGUUUUUCUCCGCUAACGAGAAUCGGAUUCAUCCCCAAACGGCAUCUUCAUUUCUCCUCAAUUUAUCGAAGUAAGAGUGCCGAUUAUCCGUUAUUGCUUGUUAUCAAGAAGAAGUACAAUCAAUCAAGGAAUUUCACGACGGCAAGCCGCAGGAAGGACGCGAUAUUCGACGAGGAGGCGUACGAGGCUGAGCGCCUGAGGCUGGAUGCGGCCGCUCGAGAGUCCAUGGCAGAGAAAUCCGAAAUUGAAGCCACCGAUUCCGGUGACCCGAAGGCGUGGAAAUGGACAAUCAGAAAACGGAUCUGGAACUUGAUGGAGGCACGCGAUAUUGCGCAGUUCCCCAGACCUGUUCACCAUCGCAUCCCCAAUUUUGUUGGAGCGAAUAUUGCUGCUGACAAAUUAAGUGAGCUGGAGGUGUUCAAGGCUGCGAAUUGCGUGAAAGUGAAUCCAGACACGCCGCAAAAGCAAGUCAGAUUCCUGACACUCAAUGGUGGAAAAAAGCUUAUAACUCCACAGCCUCGGCUGAGGACCGGGUUUUUCUCAGUACUUGAAUUCUCAGUGUCAAAUCCUAGCACCAUUAAGGAGGCGUGCACUUCUGCUGGAGCUGCCAAAUACGGAAGACCUAUAGGCCUCGAAGAGAGCAUAAAAGUGGACUUAAUUGUGAUAGGCUCCGUUGCAGUCGACCCCAAGACAGGGGCAAGACUUGGCAAGGGUGAGGGAUUCGCCGAACUUGAAUAUGGCAUGCUGCGUUACAUGGGAGCCAUAGACGACUCCACACCAAUCGUCACAACUGUGCACGACGAACAACUUGUAGACGACAUCCCUGUGGAGAAACUGCAGGUGCACGAUGUACCUGUCGACAUUGUAUGCACUCCGACUCAAGUUAUUUUUACAAAUACCACAAUCCCGAAACCUCAAGGUAUAUAUUGGGACAAGCUGUCGCCGGAAAAGCUCGGUCAGAUCCGAAUAUUGAGAGAAAUGAAGAAGAAAAUCGAGCUCGAAACCGGGCAGAAGCUCCCCUGCGGUCCAUCGGAAAAGUUGCCUCCUACAGCUCGAAGGCGUUGAUAAAAAAGGUUAGAUUUUUAUUGAAGGGGAGGGAACCGUGUUGAAUUUAUUUCAAAAUUUGUUGAAUAGAAUAAAUAAAUAAGGGUUUAUCAAAAAAAAAAAAAAAAGAAAAGAAAAGAAAAUAGUUUUUAAAAAAAUUGAACACAAUUGAAUAUUUGAUAAAAUAUCUGUUUGGAAAUAUCAAUAUUGAUGAAUAGAAUAAAAAAAUUUAAACAGAGGCAUAAUCUAUAACCAAAUCUAGACACUUAUUUUAUUUCAUUUUCACUUGUCUAUUAAAAUUAUAUUAUCAUAUCAUAUCUAUGUUUCAUACAAAAUUUUAUAAUUAUCUAGCAAAUAUUCUCUUAAAAAAUAAAAUACAAAAUCAUAUACACAUAUAUGUUUGUGUGGUGUGUGUAAGAGCACAUCCAAAUUGUUUUAUACUUUUAUUCAUUAAAAUUAAAGGGUGCAUAUUAAAAAAGAGAAAUGGGUUUGGAUUAUUACCAAGUCAGUGUCUUAGGAUUUGAUGUCAAUCUCUGAAUGAUACUUACAUAAAUUGAUAAGUAAUAACAAUGAUUGUUAUAUUCUACAUUGAGUGGAAUAAUACCAAUCAUCCUCCAAAUAUUCAAUUAUAGGAUAAAUAAAUUUUUUUGUCUAUUUUCCAUAACGACAAUUAAAAUUUUAUUAGUCCUUA